Parathielavia appendiculata is the source of this 887-nucleotide messenger RNA. RefSeq lists its product as uncharacterized. The record is from RefSeq and is a predicted model, not a curated record. The transcript has a single exon. NCBI's taxonomy places the organism in Eukaryota, Fungi, Ascomycota, Sordariomycetes, Sordariales, Chaetomiaceae. The coding region runs from base 205 to 825 and encodes 206 amino acids.
GAGUGACUAUAUACUCGGUAGAGCCUUCAUGAUCGCCCAUGAUCGCAGUCUACCAAGAGCUAUCCUUGAUCGCCUUGGGUAGCCAGCUACCCAAGUCUACCCUUGAUCGCCCGGCCCCCACGGCUACCGUGUGGGCCUCGUGCGGUUCCUGCAGUUCUGUCUUGUGCCCCACUGGGCCUGUACAUAUGGUUGGUUCGUGACACGAUGUCUCUACGAGUUUAUCUCGAAUGGAGAGAGAAGAAGAAAAAGAGUGAAAGACUAUGCAAGAUAUCUGCCGUCUUAUCCUCCACAUCCUUGGCCUGUGCGCCGAUAUCGAACAAGAUAGAAGUCCACCGAAUCUCGAGUCUUGGCCGAGAGUUUGCCGAGGCCUUUACGGGCCAAGCCCGUUACAUUUGUAGUCCUUGGAAGUGGUUGCGGAUACUAUUGCAGGCCUCCUCGACUAGCAGGCCCAGUGUGAGGAUACGUGCACAACCAACCCACUCAGCUAUGUCGUAUCUCCCUAAAAAAGGGUGUCGAAUCGCAAGUCGCUCCGACCAUGCGAUCCUGUGGGUUAUAUGUGGGUCACAGCGCAGCUGCCCACACUGCGCUCUGACAUCCCCCUCGUUCAACCCGAGGUUCGCCCUCGAACCUCACCCCCUGCGUAAGCCCCGCACAGUCAGCAUCAUCCUUGUGCCCGCGGCCGGCCCCGCCCAGAGCUGUGAGCGAGCAUCUGUCCGAGGAGCUCGGCGAGCUGGGGAUGCUCCACAUAGAACACCGGAAAAACCUGUCCUGGUUUUUGCCAACUGCAGGGCUCGAACCCACAGCCUGGUUGACUUGCGAUUGUGAGGAUACGUGCACAACCAACCCACUCAGCUAUGUCGUAUCUCCCUUAAAAAAGGAUGUCGAAU